CCUCUAGUUCCCACAGCCAUUCCAGAUUUAAAAUGCUCAACUAAUCUUACACUCUUUCUCUCUCUCAGGAGACGAUCACCAUGGCGAUAUUCACCAUCAUUCUGCUUGUCAGCACGGCUUUUGCUCUGGGAGAUGCUACGAUACGACCCAAGACCCCAUGUGAGGAUGCUAGAGAUGCCGCUUUAAAUGGCUCAAUUGGAGCCUACGUCCCCACGUGUGAUUACAAUGGACAAUACACCCCCGAGCAAUGUUGGGGCUCUACAGGUUACUGUUGGUGUGUGACCAGUACCGGACAGAAGAUCCCGGGUACUGAGACUCCACCAGGCACUGCUAUCAACUGUUCCACCAAG
Salvelinus sp. IW2-2015 is the source of this 350-nucleotide messenger RNA. NCBI's taxonomy places the organism in Eukaryota, Metazoa, Chordata, Actinopteri, Salmoniformes, Salmonidae. The record is from RefSeq and is a predicted model, not a curated record.